CCGUCAGCCUCGAGAUUUUAACUGCGUGAUUGUUUCAAAUACUUCUAAAUAGUGACUGUCCAAUGUGUAAAAUUGGUGUUUUCAUCAAUCUGCCGUAAUGGUGUUUUGGUAAACUAAAGAAUCGUAAUUUGGUGAAACGGUGAAGAUAUCGAAAUUAACUAUCAAUGUGAUGUGAAUUGUAAUAAGCAAGGUAUUUUCCUGGAAAAGCUAUAAUCAGUAAAUAUUCACGCGAUUCAAUCAAACGAUUUCUAUUGAUUCGGUUCAGAAAAGAAUAUUUUACGCCUUUUGCAGACGCAACGCAGGCAGGAAAACAAGUUUGUUCCGUCGACACGUUUACUGCGAAUUGCGAUUGGUAUUUCCUGGGCAUUUUGUCUGGGCUGAACAAUAACAAGAAGAGUGCUAGUAAAAAGGAGAAAAAAAACUUAUGUCGUCUUAGAUGUGGCGAACUUCGAAAUAUUGUGCUCGUGAUUGCUGUCUUCAAAAGUGCGAAAAUGUUUUAAAAGUGUGGUGCUAAAUAGAGAUGUUAAGGCUAUCCGGAUUUUCCUAGUUACCAGCAGAUUUGAACUACACACAGUGGUGCCAGUGCCGGUGUAUCGACGUCUGUUUUAGAGACGAGAGGCGAAGUCCUCGCAUAGCAUCGCAAAUUGCAGUGCCGCUCGAGAUCGACUCGUUGUCGUCAGUGAAAGUACACGCGCGCUCUGAAUUAGCACGUUGUAACAACCGUGUCGCCACGAUUGUCGAGACUGCCACUCCACAAUCAAACAAAAUAUUCUUCACAAUUGUGACUUUCGUAGGCCAACAGAAACUUGCGUUCAGGUAAUCAACAUCAAAGCCUCGAUAAGAAUGUCUUCUUCGGACAGUAUUCCACCCCAGCCGGUGCCAAUAUCGCAACCUACUCGUGUCACUCAGCCAGUGGUUACCGUUUCCCCUCUGAUUGUGAAAGAAGGCUGGCUGUAUAAACGCGGUGAGCAUAUUAAAAACUGGCGCUCACGUUACUUCAUACUACGGGACGAUGGUACCUUGGUUGGCUAUAAAAACCGACCGGAUGCGGCAUUCCAGGCGGAGCCCUCUAACAAUUUCACCGUUAGGGGAUGUCAGAUUAUGUCCGUCGACAGACCCCGGCCUUUUACAUUUAUCAUCCGUGGCCUGCAGUGGACAACCGUCAUAGAACGGAUGUUUCACGUGGAAGAGGAGAAGGAACGCCAGGAAUGGGUAGAGGCGAUUCGUAGCGUUGCCAAUCGCAUCACGGAGGCUGAAGCAUAUCAGGCCGGAUCACAAUCCAACGAGGACGUCGAGAUGGCAUCAAUCGCGGAAGAUGAACUGCUGACCGAAAAGUUUUCGGUGCAGGGAACCUCAACUGGAAAGAUUAGCGGACGAAAGAAAGUGACACUGGAGAAUUUUGAAUUUUUGAAAGUACUUGGCAAAGGAACCUUCGGAAAGGUUAUCCUGUGUCGUGAGAAAACUACCGCCAAACUGUACGCUAUUAAGAUUCUUAAGAAGGAAGUGAUUGUUCAGAAGGAUGAAGUCGCACACACAAUGGCUGAGAACCGUGUUCUGAAAAAAACUAAUCAUCCUUUUCUGAUAUCAUUAAAAUAUUCAUUUCAAACAGUCGACCGUUUGUGUUUUGUAAUGCAGUACGUCAACGGUGGAGAACUUUUCUUUCAUCUCAGCCGUGAGCGUGUUUUCUCCGAAGACAGAACACGCUUCUAUGGUGCCGAAAUCAUAUCAGCGCUGGGAUAUUUACACCAACACGAGAUAGUCUAUAGAGACCUGAAGCUGGAAAAUCUCCUGCUAGACAAGGAUGGACACAUCAAAAUCGCCGACUUUGGCCUCUGUAAAGAAGAAAUCACGUACGGCCGAACAACUAAAACAUUUUGCGGCACGCCGGAAUAUUUGGCACCGGAAGUAUUGGAGGAUAAUGAUUACGGCCUAGCAGUAGACUGGUGGGGCACCGGUGUUGUAAUGUACGAAAUGAUGUGCGGUCGAUUACCGUUUUACAACCGCGAUCAUGACAUCUUGUUUACAUUGAUAUUGAUGGAGGAGGUAAAGUUCCCCAGAAACAUUAGUCCUAAUGCAAGAGACUUGCUGAGCGGACUGUUGAUGAAGCAACCAAAGGAUCGUCUUGGCGGUGGGGUUAACGACGCAAAGGAGAUAAUGGCCCAUGCAUUUUUCUCCAGCAUUAACUGGGUUGAUCUAUAUGCGAAACGCAUACAACCCCCCUUCAAACCUCAGGUUACAUCCGACACAGAUACGCGCUACUUUGACUCAGAAUUUACCGGUGAAAGCGUUGAACUGACCCCACCUGAUAAUACUGGACCGCUAGGGGCAAUUCAAGAGGAACCACACUUUUCACAGUUCAGUUAUCAAGAUAUGGCAUCGACAUUAAAUACACCGUCGUAUAUAAGCAAUGCCACAAGCUUUGUCUCAAUGCAGUGAAGAAACUACUCAAGGAACAUCCCGAAUUGAAAAGUACGACAGCAAAAGCUACCAGCAUUGUAUAAUUGAACUCAACGGCUUGAAAUGUCGCUGCUCUUUUUUGUUCGAAGCCGUUAUAAAGCGUUUGGGACCGUCGCCGCCAGGUAGGCCUUUUCAGUGUAUAGUUGUAGCAUUUGCAGUUCCGAAAAGAUAUCUAAGUUGAGGAGCAGGAGGGGAAUUUGGGCAUUUUCUAUUGUGUAUUUGACUAACUGCGUUGCCCAUAAAGGAAUAUCGGUUUCCCGUUCGAUGUAAACUGAAACGGAUAUAUGAUUAUGAAGAAUGCGGUUCUGCCCAACAUUUCCCGUUAAAGCAUCGGAUCUAUCAAAUCAACGAAUAGCAGGAAUGAGGCCCCGGAGGCUAAUUUAGCAGCUAGAAUUCAACCCCAAUUUGAUGACCGGAUGACCGUCCACAGGAGCACAGUACUCAAGGACUUGUUCCGCGCAUCGACAAGACGCCCCGCAGUAAUAAAUCGGAUUAUUUCAGGUAAUUAUGCCAACCGAACAAACAGGACGCAAACACAAAACGAAUGAAAGGUCGCCAAAGGACCAACAUUAACAAUAGCCCACAUGUACAACUUGAAACGCAGGUCGCUCCGGUUGUACACUCAACAUAAAAAAAUCUAUUCCAUUCAAUUUUUCAUCCGCAUCCCAGGAAGUGAAUUUAUUAGCAAAUUCAAAAGUCAAACAUUAAACUAUCAAGAAACACACUAACGUAUGAAAAGAUCCUCUGCAAAUGAAAUCGCUCUUCCUUUGAAAACUAAAUAUGCUACCGUAUUUAAUAUAUAAUGAACACUAGAAUACAACUAUAAUGAGACGGAUCGAACUGUGAUAAUUACAUAAAACCAAUCUAAAAUACAAAAAAGAUCGAUAACCGAAGCAAGAAAUUUUGUCAAACAUUAUACAGUCGUAAUAAAAAAAAUUAAAUUUUAGUUAAUUUUAAGCAUAAUCAAGAUGUCUAUUAUCACUAUUAUUGGUGUUUAUAAUUGCUAUUAUUACAAAAAAACAGUACAGUGGAUUUCAAAAAAUUAUUCCCAUGCCACAAUAGCCAAGCUCGCGAUAACUGCACAUACACAUACAAAUGUUUCCUCAAAAUUUGCGGUUUACCCUGUCGUGCAACAGGGCAGCGGUUAGAAGCACUUCACUUAAUAAACUGAUUCUCUGAAAAAUAUUACCGUUAAGAGAAGUCGAAACUCGUCUCAAAUGUUUAAUUAGCUCGAGCACGCAUAGUGGACUUCAAAUAUUUAAAGUUUUCAAAAAAAAUCACUGCAAGUUGUAUGUGCAUAAAUCUUCCUUAUCACAUUUUAAAAACAUCAAACUUGAUAUAAUUAUGAGCGCUCGACAGAUAUUCGAAAGAAAAUGACAGCCCGCUAACAUUACUAAAUUUGUGUCAAAUCAAAAACAGAUGUGUGCAACCUCGAGCAUGGCGUUGCUUAUGUAGACCCUGAAAAAUAAUUAAGUUCUAUGACUGUACUCAAAAACAACUUUGGAUGUUGAUGCUACAGCGGGCGCUUUAAUUAGACUCCAGCUAUGCUAGAGGCAUCCCCUCGGCUGAGUUGUAUCACUCAGCAAUGUACAAAAUACACAGUGUUGUCUUGAAGUAAUAUUUGACUAUUGAUGCGAUAAACCAGAAUAAAUAAAUAAAAAUACGACGAUUUUGUAACACAGAUAAUUACUUAUCCAAGAAUCAGUGAAGGUGCCUAAAACUUACGAAAUCAUUUAGCUGGCACAAUUAAGUAGAAAAUUGAUGGCUAAGACUAGGUCAAAUGGCGUGAUAUGAAUUGGCAUAUUUAAGGAACCGUCGCUUUCGGAAUCUCUAAUUCACGGUAUGCCAGUUCAAGUGACAGAAAACAUACAACAGAAGAGUUGGGAAUCAUCUAUCUUUUUCGGUUUUGUUUUUUUAGAUAAAUAACUCAAACCUUUUAGAAUCAUUCUAGAGUAUGAAUCAUGUUUGGGAAACAUCAAUAUCCUAAUAGCGUACUACCUAUAUGAUUUUUUUAUAGCUAUUUUUCUUAAUAAUGCGAUCCGUCAGAAAUAUCGGGAAUACAAUUUUCAGCCAGCAUACUGUGAAAUCGAUCGAUUGGGAUGCAUCGACAUGGCGUGAUCGAGUAAUGUCCUGUGGGGUAGUCUCGAGUCUUUCAACUCUUAAGUAUAUUUGGGAUCCUCUGGUGGCCAUUGUAUUGUUAUUACAAAUAAGAAAAUCCAAUUACGCAUUCAAGCUGGAAAUGGAAACUGGAAAAGUGACGAAGGCAUACAUACUCACUUGCCGUAUUCGAGCGGAUGGUACUGCGGACUAAUUUUUCCGGAAUGAAAAAUGAAAAGAAGAUAACGACGGACAGAACUAGUCGUGAGAAUGUCAGCUGACAGUGCGAAGAAAACUGGGCUCCUCAAUGACACUGUUGGUCGGCACCAGUAAUACAGGGCGGUUCAGCAUAGUCGAAGGUGAUUUGCGAUUGAUUUGUCUGACCCUUCGAACUUGAAAUCCGAUUUCCUACUGAUAGAAUUUAGAUUUACGGUGGAUCGGAUUCACGAGAAAUGAGUUUGGAGUUUUUUAGUCUAUAACUAACGCGAUGUUUAGUGGAUAUCGAUGCUUCUGGUCACCAUAACCGUCAUAAGAGUGGCACAGGGGGUGACUUAGCAUUAAGGUGACUUGAAAUCUCCAAAAUCAACAGUCUCUUAUUUUGCAUAACGGUUAAGCCCCAUUUUUUUCAAAAUUCAGAUCAUAACAUCACAUGAUAGUAUACACCCCUAACAACGUCCCCAUGAAAGCCGGUUGUAAAACAUUGCAUUUCCGGAGGCACACGACAUAAAACAAUUUUGGCUAAUAUCCAAAAUAAAUGAGAAGUUGGCUAAUAUCUGUGAUGAUUUCAAACCGCACGCGCAGCAACCGAUGUGCUCUUAUUUCGCAUUUUCCAUCACACAUUCCAAUUGAUCAUGUGGUGUGGUGGUUUCAGACGUAAGGAAUCCUUUAUUGUGGCUGUAAUGGUAUUAAUAAAAAUAAGUAAGGCUAGCAAUCGCUAAGUUUUUGGAUCGAAUCUUGUUAAUUUUUUUAUUGUCACGACAGCCUGCACGGUAAAAUUUGCAGCUCCGAUUAACGUCGGCAUGAUGAAGCUGCUUCUACCUACAAGCGCUCGAACCUUACGCUUCGUUGGCAACUUCUUCGAGGUGCACGGAUUAGAUGUUUCAUCGUCCACUUCGUCCUCACUUGUGCUUUCUUACUGUUUUAAAUAGUUUAAAACCAUUUUGAAGACUCACCAGCAUAAGAUAAAUGACAACGUAUGCACGUUAGCCAAUUUUUUUCCUGGAUUGUCAACUCUCCUUGUGUUUAUAAAUGAAACAAUGGCUACUGCGUUAAAAAUGUUCCCCGGAAGGAAUUUGGCCACAGCUAUCGUUGUUUCAAUUCAACGGCAUGGCUCCGGCAUAUAUGACGGGUAAUAUGUACAUUAAACAGGUUGCCGUUACCGCGUAAAACCUAUUUGACAGACAAAGUAGUAAAAUUGCAUUUUUCUCAAUUUCAUGUUCGUAGCAUAUUAGCCAAUUAUUCAUUUCUGGGCAGAGUAGGCCAUUCUUGGGAUAACAGAAUGGGGUAAAUUCUGACGACACCACUCUUGUGAUGGGAUGAGAAGGUAGGGGAUGCUGUCGGAAUCAGUAGUUUCCAUUUGGAAUCAAUUUCAUAGCACAAAUCGGCAAAUGAUUCUUCACGAUGAAUUUGACGAUUCGUCGUAUUCUGAAACGUCCAGCCAUCCUACUUAUUUCUUUUUUUUGUUAGAUUAUAGUCACUUCAACCAGGUUGGGUCAUUCGUGACUUCGGCGGGGUUGGGAUUUGAACCCGGGUCCUCGACGUAAGAGGCGUGAAUGCUAACCACUUCGCCGGGACUGACCCCGUAUCCUACUUAUCUUUGUAAUUAUCAGUAAACGUUGCUGCAAAUCAUCAUUGCAGACAAACAUUUUGCUGUUUAUGAGUAUCUUUUAACAAAAACGUUUUUCAUCCGCAAUAAAUGUUUCACAGUCUAAGCUGCUUCUCCUUCUUAGCUGCGUUCUGUGUGCUUUAAGCUUCAAAUCGUGACUGAUGAUAUUCCUGACAGACGAUUAAGACUUACUGAUUGUCUAACUUUACUUUGCUGUAACCCAAAUUUGUGAUUUUUUUUCAAUUGAUUCUAUAUAUUUAUGAUUCAAAGUAGUGUCCGGUGAUGGCUUUGGCCCGCUAUCACCUUUGCGCAUCUUUCCAGCAUUCGCGUGACAACAUUGUAACACCUGAACCUUUAGUUUUCUACAGCAUUGUCUCUUACAUUCGAUUAAACAUUGAAGUUAUCCUAAAUGUUAUGCCGCACAUAAUCCGUUCAGUUGAAUGGAAAUGAUACCCAUCUAACGAACAGAGCAAAUCUACGACUACGCAAUAGUAAAUUGCGUAAAUGGGUAGUAAUCGUAACAGAUGUUUUUGCUCAAGUCAUGCUCAAUAUCGUGCCAUUUUUUAUAAACCCGGUCUGGCCUGCAAUCAAACUGUAAAUUAAUAAAGUGACAAAAAUUAUUGUGCACAAUUUCGGUCAUGUAUUUCCAACUGAAUCUUUGCUACACAGCCGCCUAGAUUGUGAGUACUAGAGUUAACGAGAAGAAAAAAUGAUUUGCAAACUAAAUCAGAAUAUCACUGCCUUAGAUAAUAAAAACAAAAAAAAAAACAAGAGCAUCAUGAACUGACAUUACCAAGAACGAACGUCUGGCAUGGGAGAAACUUACAUUAUGUAAACUUUUAGUAAAAUACUAAAAACAAAAUUAUAAAGCUUACCAUAAAGUCAAUAGGUGACUAAAAACUAAUGUAUAGGAAAUGCGAUGCGAAACACCCCCGCAGAAUUCAUAGGCACUAAAUCAUAGGGUAACCAUUCGAAUGAAGAAGCAAAACACGAAAUAAUGAUAUGUGAACAUAGUGAUAGGUAAAAUAUAAUGCU
This is a messenger RNA of Sabethes cyaneus, 7414 nucleotides long. It is a transcript of the gene Akt, whose product is annotated as RAC serine/threonine-protein kinase. The record is from RefSeq and is a predicted model, not a curated record. Gene Ontology annotation, molecular function: protein serine/threonine kinase activity; ATP binding. Lineage: Eukaryota; Metazoa; Arthropoda; Insecta; Diptera; Culicidae. Gene Ontology annotation, biological process: protein phosphorylation. The transcript is spliced from 6 exons. The coding region runs from base 844 to 2436 and encodes 530 amino acids.